AUUAAUUAAUAAACUCAAAAAAAUCUAACAAACCAAACAAAAAAGCAAGCAAAAAAUACUUAAUCUAAUAGUUAAGAAAAAAGAUAUAAUAAAUAACAAAUUCAUUAAUCAAAUUAUUUUCAAUCUAAAUUGUGCUUUUAGAUAUUUAUAGAUUAAAUGGGAAAUUUAUGUUAUAAAAACAUGAGAGAACCUCAAAAUAAAUAAGCAAGACCAGUUAUAGGUAGUUAUUAAUCUGAAUCAAGUGAAUUUUAGCAACACUAUAGCACCAAUAUAAAGAAUUAGGACUAAGAUACCCUUAAGGAAUAAAAUAGCCCUUAAAAAAAUGCAGCUCCAGUUGAAUAAUAAAUGAAAGCUAAAAAAAUUAAUACAAAAAAACUUUGCCGCCCAAGCAGAGUUAUUUAAGAGUAAAUCAGCAUGAACAACAGAGACAAUGACUAAUAUUCCUGUGCAAGCUAUUACAGCGGACAUUAUGAAACUUAAUAUAUUAAUGGAAAUGAUAGUGAAUUUAUUUCAGUAUUUCUUAAUUCAAAUCCUAAUGGAUAGUAAGUAAAAAUUGGAGAUAACAUUAUUUUGAGAAAUUUAAAAGAUCAUUUCUAUUUAUUUUGCAAAUACCAAAAACUAAAGAAAUAUGAUAAAUAAAACCUUGUUAAGCUAGAAAAGCAAAAGGAUGACCAUAACGAAAUGUACUUAACAUGGAAAUUCAAAAGUAUUCACUAAGAAAAUGGGUAUAUUAACUAGUAACAAUAGUAAUAAUUAUAAACUUAGUCAUCAAGCUAAAACAACGAAGAAGAAAAUGAGUCCUCACCUGAAAUGGAGUCCAUCGAUAUGGAUGAUGUAGAAAUAGAAAAUAAUCAACAUGUAAAAAUAUAACAUUCAAUGACUAGUUGUUAUUUACAAUCAAAUAAAAAUUUCCGCCAUGAUGCAUAGAGCAAAUUUAAUAAUGGAUUUUUAGUCUCAGGAGGUCCUCAUAAUAGGCUAACUUCUAAUCAAUAAUGGCAGAUCGAAAUAGUAUACCCAAGCACUGGCUAAGAGGAAUAAACCUUACGUGUAAACUAAUUAUUUAGAAUUAAACAUACAGAAACCAACACAUACCUUACUUCAAUUGCGAAUGAAGUUUUCUGUAUCAACGUAGAUGAGAUUAAUAAGUAACUCGAAGAAUAAAAAAAUAAUGAAUCAAUAUAAGAGGUUAUAGAAAAUUCUAUCUCUAAGGAAGAUGGAGAGAAUGAAAAAAAAAGAUCAUAUUGCUCUAGCCCUACAGAUCUUGUUGAGUAGAAUAACGGAACUGGUAAAAAUACAAAUAAUGAGCAUGAUUUGACUCCUACAACAUUUGCAGCAGAUUCUAAAAACGAAAACUAAUAGAAAAAAGAUCAAGAAGAUAGAUCUAGAGCCUCUUAAUUGCAGAUAACCAAUGACAUAAGAAGAUCUGAGAGAUUUUCAGUAGAUUCAGUUUUUCAAAAGAAACAAGCUUAAAAAUUGUAUUUAGAUUCGUUUUAAUAAGAACAAUAAGGUCAAAAUACAUAUAUUGAUGUAAACUGUAAAAGCACUGAAUAAAUAGAAAUAGCUAACUUAAUUAAUGAUGAGGCUAUGAGUGAUAAUGGAGAGUCUCUAUUUAAAUUAAAAUAAUAAUAAGUAUUAAAUGAUCAAAUUAACAAUGAUUUUUAUAAGAUGAAUAACUACAGUCAAUACCUAAUGCUGUAAGAAAAGGAAAUGAUUAGAAAAAAACAAGAACAAUUUUUAUUGUAAAUCUUAAAUGGAGAUUUAUGGUAUGUUUCUGAAAUUAUCCCACACUAAUGA
Tetrahymena thermophila SB210 is the source of this 1794-nucleotide messenger RNA. RefSeq lists its product as hypothetical. The transcript is spliced from 2 exons. Lineage: Eukaryota; Ciliophora; Oligohymenophorea; Hymenostomatida; Tetrahymenidae. The record is from RefSeq and is a predicted model, not a curated record.